Messenger RNA from Rhopilema esculentum, 2713 nucleotides. RefSeq names its product 2',3'-cyclic-nucleotide 3'-phosphodiesterase. Gene Ontology annotation, cellular component: cytoplasm; membrane. Gene Ontology annotation, molecular function: 2',3'-cyclic-nucleotide 3'-phosphodiesterase activity. NCBI's taxonomy places the organism in Eukaryota, Metazoa, Cnidaria, Scyphozoa, Rhizostomeae, Rhizostomatidae. Gene Ontology annotation, biological process: cyclic nucleotide catabolic process. The record is from RefSeq and is a predicted model, not a curated record.
CAGUGCAUUAUAAACAGUUAUCCCUUCUUCUAACCAUUUUUUGCUUCUGUUCUGGAGCCUCGUCUCCAAGACAAGGCAGUGAAACCGAAGCAAAACAAGUUUUAGAGAAAAAACAAUCUUUUCAGGUAGCCUAGAUGUUGCCUCACAAAAGUGAAAAAACAAUCGAAUUCUGCAAAAAGAAUAAAUUACUAUACUUGCUGAGAAUAUCUGAAGCGAGAGAUCAAUGGUCAAUUAUAAUUGAAGAACUGUGUAAGAUUUAUAAAGAAGACGCUUUGGUAUGUAAAAUCGAUGAUGACAUACCUCUGCAGACAGACUAUAAAGCAGAUCCACUUUUUGAAGGUGAAGAGGCACACCAAUACUACAUCAACAAGACGAGAUCGGCUUGUGAAGAUGGGAAGCAUGUCGUUGUAUUAUUCGGCAAUGAAAUGCUGCAGAUUAAAAGCUUUCAGCCUCUGCUAGAAGUCUGCCGUAACAAUGGGUACAUAACAGUUCUCAUUGAAGAUAAUUCAGUAUAUACUAUUGAUACUCAAAACACCACAAACAAAAGGGAUUAUCAUGGUUUCAAGUCAGAGUCAUUGGAGGCAAGUGAAGUAGUUCCAUUGGUUCCAUUAUACUAUGGGUGGUUUAUUGGUAUUGAUGAUUCACAGUAUGUACGGAAGAGAGGCUUUGAUUUGGCAAAUGUGUUAUUGAAAAUAAAGGAAUUUGCACUGGAUACAGAGCUUGAUUUUUCACAAUCAGGAACUGGGGCACUGAACCUUUGUUCUGUUUAUCUUGCAUCAGCUGAACCACUGCAUCAUGUUACUGCAUGUUUCUUGAACUAUGGAAAGUGCCCUUGGUCUAAAGAUUACAUUUACCAAUCAAGACCUAAUGACGCUAUGGGACAGGUAACUGAAAUUGUCAUAAUUGGGUGGUAUUUAACCCCUAGGACAAUAGGAGCAAGGGUCAGGCUGUCAUGUAAAGCCUUAGAGCUUUGGGGAAAAAAUGACUCAUUUUUAGAAAAAGAAUUGAAUGCAGGACUUGAUCCCAUGGUUCCAGAGAGUGAGAAAGAAUCUGUAAGUGAUGGUGUUAAAACCCCAGGUGAAGACAAGUUAAAAGAAUUAGUAAAUGCUUUUGACAAAAAAAUGAAGCUUCAUGAGCCAGCAGCAACCUAUCAAAUGAAUCAUGUGCAAGAAAAGUAUAAAAAAUUCAUCAACAACCUUGGCAGUGAUUUUCUCCAUCCAUCAAUUGAGAAGGGGUGUACUGCCCACAUAACUUUAGGGUGCAGAGAAGGAAUACAUGCUAAAGUGACUGGAUAUGACAUUCAGAAAAUAAUUUUGCAAGAAUUGGAAAGUGAACCAGUUUUUGAAAUAAAAUUAGACAAUGGUUGUAAAGUGAGGAAUUAUGGCGAUGGUCAAUGGGUUUGUUAUCUUCAGAACCCAAUAAAAAUAAUGUCAAUGUUCAGUGGUCAAUAUUGCUAAUAAGAAAAUAUGGAAGCCAGAAAUAUCUGCAUCAUUAUAGAUUAUUUUAUAUCAAUGGCACUGCUAGCUAUAACUAAGCGAUGGAGUUUCAUGGAUUCAUUGGUAUAGACAGCCCCAAUUUAUACCACAUUAGCACUUUCACCAUCAGAUGUCCAUAUUAGCAAAGUAGCAGAAGCAUUCUGGCAUAAAAAUUGCAGUGCAGCUAGCAAACCAAAAAAAUGUUUUUGCACAUCUUUUAGUUUUUUAAUAAAUUUAUUGCCCUUGUUAAGACUGUUACCAUUAAUUCUAUGAAUAAUUUACAGAAAAUAUUAAUGUUAUUAUCUUCAAGCUUGUAAAGGUACUGUUAUACAUUAUUUCUCGGAGGAACUUUGUGAAAAUUUUUUUGUAGCGUAUGACGCAAUGACUACUUUUUAUGUUAAUGUAAUAUGUAAAAUAAUUAUUGUUUCAUUUUUUAUUGCAAAUCUUGCUGCCCAGUUGUCUAGCUCUUUUUGUGAAAUAUGUAAGCUCCUGUUAGAUUAUAUAUCAUAAUGCUUCUGUUUUUUAAAGCAAAUUUAUGUAAUGAGUAUGGGUCUCUUUAAGAAAAAAAUCAGAGGCUUCAGAAAAAACCUUUCAAAAUAUAGUAAAUUCUGUUCUUGAAAUAAUUCAAAGUUGUGCCAUCUUCAGUAUCAUUAGUAACUUGUUCUAGCUCUGGGUAACUGUGCCUUGCUUGUUAUGAUAUUCGCUUAUGGUAAAUAUUUUUUGCAAUAUCGGUAGAGGCAGCAAUCCUUUGUUGCCAACCCUUGUCGACAAGUAUUCUUAAUUGCCCUAAUAACACUUAUCUGAGCUCUUCAUUCUCCGAAGAUUUAGACCACAAUUCUGUUGUUAACAUCCCCCCCCCCCUAAAACAGACACUCCCAUGGACAUUGCUCCCACUCAGUUAUUUUACCAUCCAGACACAUAUCCACUGAUAUGUGUCGGGAUAACCAAAAACUUUUUAGUUGUGACCCUUCCAAGUCUCUUGGCAAAUUCACGAAACCUAUCCUGAAAGUUAUCUUUCCUUCCCAGAACGUGUUAAUUCUCAAACAUACAUUUGAAGGUCUUCUUGCUUUCAAGACUCAAAUAACUUCUUUCAAAACAAAAAUAAAAGUUUGUUCUCACAACCCACUCUUCUUAGCAUAUGUAUCCUACCUCAAUAGGGUUUUAGCAACAUAUCCUCUAGGUUACCUCCCUAACAUUACUAGCUACAAAUGGAGAAUUUUGUUAAGCAAAUAAAGAAG